Electrophorus electricus (electric eel) is the source of this 8991-nucleotide messenger RNA. The record is from RefSeq and is a predicted model, not a curated record. NCBI's taxonomy places the organism in Eukaryota, Metazoa, Chordata, Actinopteri, Gymnotiformes, Gymnotidae.
GGACCAUCUGAACCCGGAGACCGCGGAGGAGAGCUGCGUGCAAACCCUGAACUGAGACCCACACGGAAUAAUAACAGAGCUACACGGGAAUGAUGAGUUUGCGGUUUCGCAACAGGGUCCGUGCGCGUCGUUCACGAGUGUAGUUUCGUCUGCACUACCGAGCGGAGACGAGCUGCGGAGGAUUUGGUGUUGCAUUGUUCACGUGAAAAGGCGAUAUCGAUUGGUCGCGGCGCAAACUUGAAGCCGAGCGAGGACCUGAAAUCGACGGACUAUUAAAAUCGCUUUAUGGGACUCGACAUUCGCGCUGGAUCUCUUUAAUUGCACGCAGAGCCGCAUCGCUUGGGCUUAAUCCGCACGCCUAUCUCGCAGCUGCCCGUGCUGAGCAGCCUCUUCUGCAGAAGGCGUUACACAAGCGCCUAUAAACCUCUGCCAGGCACGGUGGUGCCUCGCUAGUAAAGAUGAACUAGCCGUCUUAUUUAUUAUUACUUGUCGGUACUGUGAAAUUUAGUUCAUUCGCCCAGUUUCGUCCACAAAAGUAUUUCGUCGGCCAACUCGAACAAGCUGCUGCUGUCGCUUUCGUCCGUUUCACCGGCGAAGAAGAAGAAUGGACAUGACACGAAAGUGACUCUGGACCUGUUGUUGGGUUUCACCAUCAGGUUGGCUGUCCUGUGUGAAAACUGAAAAACAGGCUCAAGCUUUUUUCCUCCUUGUGGUUCCUUAUGCUCAAUGAGGACUCUUGCUGGGCCACUGCAGGAUGGAUGGUGUUGAUUUGACAGUUCUCGUUUGUCGCCAUCAGUGCUUGCUUCUCUGCGAUUGCGUCUUGUUCUUUUACGUUUAUAGAAGAACACCCCCACUCUGGGGCUCAUGUCCUACAUACUGUAUCAGUAACUCUUUAUAAGAGACACCCAAAGAGGGGGAACUACCACAAACUUUGAGACUCUGGGGCAUAUAAUUUGUCUACCCCCUUUUUCUCCCCUCAUUCACAAAAUUUUGACAUCAAAGUAAAAGUUUACAUUUGGGGUUGUUUUGUUCUAAAUUAUUUAUUUUUUGAGAGUUUGCUUUUCUUGUUUUUGCCUGGAGGAAAGAUGUCCAAAAAUUCCACCAAUGGCAUGGAGUUCCUCGCCCCACCUCCACCAAAAAACGUGAAUGGCUCUGGUUCGGACUCGUUGUUGGGGGAGAAGCUGGGUGGAGAGGUCCAAAAGCGACGCCACACUAUGGAUAAGGACCUGAAGACGGCCGAGCACCGGUUCUUCCGGCGUAGCGUCAUCUGUGACUCCAAUGCCACGGCGCUCGACUUGCCCAGCAAAGCCUGCAUUCUCACACCUCCCCCAGACUGUGACUCGCUGACGUCUCCCCUAGGGCUCGUCUCCACCCCUGGUGUGGGUACGGAGAACCGUGCCGUUGCGGCCGUGGUCGAGGCUGUAGCGGAGGAGAGGACAGAGGGAGAAGCCGGUCUCCUUGCCAGGGUGGAGGAGCGGGGGCUGGGAGCGCAGGCAGCAAGCACUGGGUGUAGUGAUCUGAGCGGGUCAACAGCUGCGGUGGCAACGGUCAGCGUGCUGACCGACCAGGAGCAUGAUGACUUGGCUGCUGAAAAACGUGAGGAGGAGAGGGGUGCGGCAAAGGCCCGCGCCGAAGCUGAACAGAGGGAGGCUGAGAAGAAGGUCCAGGAGGAUGAGGAGGUGGAGACCAAAGCUGUGGGCACCUCGCCAGACGGCCGCUUCCUCAAGUUCGACAUAGAGAUUGGACGGGGCUCUUUCAAAACUGUCUACAAGGGCCUGGACACUGAGACCACUGUGGAAGUAGCCUGGUGUGAACUCCAGGAUCGUAAGUUGUCCAGGUCGGAGCGGCAGCGCUUCAAGGAAGAGGCCGGAAUGCUGAAGGGCCUCCAGCAUCCCAACAUCGUCCGUUUCUACGACUCCUGGGAAUCGCCCUCCAAAGGACGCAAGUGCAUCGUGCUGGUGACUGAACUCAUGACGUCAGGGACCUUGAAAACGUACCUCAAGCGCUUUAAGGUGAUGAAGAUCAAGGUUCUGAGGAGUUGGUGCCGUCAAAUCCUGAAGGGACUUCACUUCCUCCACACCAGGACACCUCCCAUUAUCCACCGGGACCUCAAAUGCGACAAUAUCUUUAUCACCGGCCCCACCGGCUCUGUUAAGAUCGGCGACCUGGGCCUAGCUACUUUAAAGCGGUCCUCUUUCGCUAAGAGUGUUAUAGGUACCCCUGAGUUCAUGGCGCCUGAGAUGUAUGAGGAGAAGUAUGACGAGUCGGUGGAUGUGUAUGCCUUUGGGAUGUGCAUGUUGGAGAUGGCUACCUCAGAGUACCCGUACUCCGAGUGUCAGAACCCCGCACAGAUCUACCGACGGGUCACCAGCGGAGUGAAACCUGGUAGCUUUGAUAAGGUAGCCAUCCCGGAGGUGAAAGAGAUUAUCGAGGGUUGUAUUCGACAGAACAAAGAUGAAAGAUACGCCAUCAAAGUUCUUCUGAACCAUGCCUUCUUCCAGGAGGAAACGGGGGUGCGAGUGGAACUGGCUGAGGAAGAUGACGGGGAGAUGAUCGCCAUCAAGCUCUGGCUGCGUAUCGAAGAUGCCAAGAAGCUGAAAGGCAAAUACAAAGACAACGAAGCCAUCGAGUUCACCUUUGACCUCAACAAAGAUGUCCCCGAAGAUGUGGCCCAAGAAAUGGUGGAGUCUGGGUACGUGUGCGAGGCCGACCACAAGACGAUGGCUAAGGCCAUUAAGGACCGCGUGUCCCUGAUCUGCAGGAAGAGAGAGCAGCGACAGCUGGUGCGAGAGGAGCAGGAGAAACGCAAACAGGAGGUCGAACAGCAGCAGCAGCCCAGCGACACCCAGAAGGCCACGCAGCUCGGACCUCCAGGAACCCCAGGAGUCGCUCCGACGCAGCCUCCCGAGCAGGAGGAUCCGGAACCGGAACAGCACCAGCAGCUGCAGUACCAGCAAGGUGUCUCCAUUGCCACUGAAGGUGUGGUGGACGGCGGGCAGGGCUCAUCCGUGUUCCCAGAGACGCCCUUGGGCCAGCACACCAUGUCCUUCAACUCUCCGCCAGCGUCCCAGCAGCCACAACCGGGCCAGACCCCCUACCCCUCUAUCACCCCUGCCCAGCAACACCCUGCCUUUUCCCAGCAGACCAUGCCACACUCGGUGAAUCAGCAGUACAGUGGUGGAGGGGGCUCCGUCCUUCCCGAGCCCCCACUCUUUUUCCCCACCAUCCCAGAGCGGCCAGUGUCCUUCUCCCCCCCACCGUCCUGCCCGCCCAAGGGCUUCAACGUGCAACGCCGGAAGAGCACCUCCAUCUUGGAAGCCCACACGCGUCACUUUCAGCCAGCCUACCGCAGCUAUGGCAGCGGCCUUCCCCCGUUCUCCGGCCUGGAGGCUCCGGGUGCAGGCAUGGACUCGCCGAGGUUCCUGCUUCCCGCCGUGGCCACGCAGAGAACGGCUGAGCCCCUGCACCUGCAGCCCCCGCCUGAACCCGCGUACACCUACAAGGACAUUCGCGCAGAGCAGGAGGAGGCCGUACGCAGACUGAGUCUCAACCAGGCUGCCCUGCUGGACCACUUUGAGGCCAUGGCAUAUGGCGGCUACCCCAUGACUGCUCAUCAGCUCAGUUUCCACCAUCAGAUGCAGGCGGUAGCCGCCGCUGCAAGCCUGGCCUUCGAGCCCUCACCUGGCGGCCCGCCUUACCUGCACCCUCACCCGCACCCUCAUCCGCACCAUGUGCAUCUGACUCACAGCCCUGCCCCCCAGCUCCCCACAGCGAGCGUGGCCACCUCAGCCUCCGCGCCCCAGCAGGUCUCUCCGGCAGUGCCCGAGUCCUGCUACCAGCCGCACUCCCCGUUCCCCCACUCGGCCCCGCCUGUGUUGGCCCACGCCACCCACGAACCCUCUGGCGCGUUCGACUUCCACGGUCAUGGCCUCCAGGUGGACCCAGGCAUGCUGGCCUCCCGGCUGUACCGUGUCCGACGCGGCUCCAUGGACCUCAACCUGGAGGAGGCGGGAGGGAGCCCGGGGCCAUGCGGCCGUCUGCAGCCCGUUACCGAAGAGUACAGCAGCUACGUGAGCCCGGAGUUGCCCCUGCCCCCUGGAAGCCUCCUGCUCCACAGGCCCAAAGACCACAGUCCAGAACCUUCCAGCGACUCCAUGACCUCGUCGGACGCCGGAGAGUUCCACUCUCCUCCGCCUCACCCCGGACGUCCGUCUCUGGAUGCCUCGGCUGCCCAGUCCAUCCCGCAGACGUCAUAUUAUGCAGUGGAUGGAGGGAGCACCACCUGUGAUGGACACCCACCCAGCCAGCAGACGUUUCUGUUCGUGCCACCCUCGGAGGGGCCAACUACGUUUGGUUCCCACAUCAGCGUGCUGCACAGUGCCUGGGCCAGGCAAAUACCCAUCCAGGCUGACCUCUCGUACCAAGAGUCUGCCCUGACCCUACAGGGCUCUGCUUUGCAGGUGCCUGCUUCCCACCCCAGUGCUGCUGUACCACUGGUGCCCGGCAGCACCCAGUCUGCGUCCUGGACUGACCCAAUGAACUCACAGUAUGGAGGUUACUACGUCCCAAUGCUCCCAUCGCAGGGUGUCCCACAGCAGAUUCCCCUGGGCUCUGCCACUCAGCCCUCUGUCUCCCUGCACCAGCUGCAUCUGCCUCCGUCUGCUAGCGCUGGUCUGCAGAGCAUCACUCAGAGCCACCUUCAGCCAGGGCAUGCAGUUGCUCAGCCCUACAGCGUGGCUCCCCCACCCUCCUCGCCCAGCCUGGUCUCCAUGGCCCCCAUGCCACUGCCCCCGCUGCCAAUAGCAGUGACCCAGCGGCAGAAGCCGGUCCCGGGUGUGCCGGCGUCCCCAGCAGCAGCCGGAGCAGUGAUGGCUGCGUCUGUCAUGCCGCCACCCGCAUCAUCACAUAAUCAAGCCAUGCCUCCUCCUUUGCUGGUAGCAACCACCUUGCCGACAAUCAGUGUGGCCACUGUCCCCACCCCUCCUGAGCAGCCCGCUCAAACUUCAGACACCCCGGCUCAGACGUCCCUGACUGGGACACACACGACAGACCUGGCGCAGCUCCAGACCCCAGCAGUGCACUGCACUGUAGAAAGCAGCCAAUCGGACGUGGCGUCUGGCUUGAGCGAUGGAAACGAGGGCGUGGCAGGCAGUAGGCACGAAGGCCGCCCGGCAAAACGGCACCAGCGCAGAUCUGUGCGUAGCCGCUCACGCCAUGACAAGAUCAGCAAAGCCAAGCUCAACGUGCUCAACAUCUCCAGCAUGGGUGACAGAGUUGCUGAGUGCCAGCUAGAAACGCACAACAGGAAGAUGGUGACUUUCAAAUUUGAUCUGGAUGGAGAUAAUCCUGAGGAAAUUGCUCAGAUCAUGGUUGAGAGCGAGUUUAUUCUGGAGAGUGAGCGAGAGUCGUUCAUUGAGCAGGUGCGAGAGGUCAUCGAAACUGCAGAUGAGCGAGGACUCGAGAGGGAGGGAAGCCAGGCUGUGAUCAACCCUGAACAGCAGAUACCAGUUGUAUACACACCUCUCCAGUCAGGUGCUAGUGGAGGUGCCACCACACAGGUGGUGCACUCGGCGGGCCGCAGGUUCAUUGUCAGCCCCGUGCCCGAGUCUAGGCUGAAGGAGCCCUUCUUAUGUACCACCCCGACCACCGGGGCCCCCCUCCUGGAGCAGCCUGCACCAGCUUCAGUGGCAGGCCUGGGUCUGUCUCAGUCUGCUUCUGCACUCAGUCUGCAGCAGGCCUUUUCUGAGCUCCGCCACAGCCAGUAUGACCCUGGACCCAGCACAGCGCCCCCUAUCCUCCACCCCUGCCUGACCCCGCUGCAGCCUGCAGCCAGCCCCCUGCCUGCCUCCUCCACAGGUGUGCUUUCCCCUCCAGCACAGGUCUCUGAGCCACCUGCCACCGCUGGCCUCCCUCCUGGGUCAGUCCCCUCCUCCUCUCCUCCUCCUACUUUAGUGUCCUCCCUGCCCAGCUCUCAGACUCCUCUGCCUGUUAGUCAGACUGCCAUCUCCACAGUGACUAGCAUGACUGCUCCGCCACCUAUGCUGUCCCCUCCUGUCUCUACCAGUGUGGCUGCUAUGGUCCCUCCAGCCUCUUUCCCCCAGCCUACACUGCCCCUGCAGGCUGCCAUCAGUACUGCAGUGCCCAGCAGCACAGCCCCUCUCCCCCACCCUGCUUCCAUCAUAAGCAACGUGAAUUCCCUUUCUGGGCCAGUCACCGAGCAGCCCCCUAUCCCUUCCAUCCCAAACCAGCUCACCCCAGUCGCGGUCCCCACCACAGCCGUCCAAACGCCCCAAAUCGCCCCCACCAGCAACCCUAGCACAGGCGGCCCUGUCCCGGCCGUAGCCCCCCUGCCCCAGGUGCCCGGACUGCAGCCGGUCACCACCAGCAUCCCCGUGGUCCAGCCCACACUGGUGCAUAGCCAACCCCAGCCCUCCACAAUGCCCAAUCAGAGCCACGCCCACUGCGCUGAGUGCGAGGCCGACCCCCAGGGCAAGGGCCCCGGCAUCGAUGACAUACACGCACUGGACAAGAAGCUUCGCUCCCUCUUCAUGGACCUGGGCUCGGGUCCACCCUCAGCCCAGGCCGAUACCGGUGUCACUGAGCCCACCGGACCCGGCACAUCCUCUCCGACCAGCUCUGCCACCUCCGGCCCACCCCUCCCACCAUCUAGCCUGCCACUGGGAUUCGCUGGACAGCCAGCGGGCUCCCCAAUGGCCACCCCAGGCACCACCGCCACACCUACGAGCUACGGCCAGAGCACGCCAUCCAAAACGGCGUUGGCAAGGGUACCGGUGUUGCCUGUCGGCUCCGAGCAGGCCGGCACGCCACCCACAGAAUACCCAGCGCCCUUCCCCGGACCUUGUCUAACUCAGUCACAGCAGCCUCUGGAGGAUCUGGACGCCCAGCUGAGAAGAGCUCUAAGUCCAGAGACUGUGUCUGUCAGCACUGUCACACAUCAGUCCUGCUACACGGGGAUGACUGCUGGAGCACAGUCAGUUCCAGUUUCUCUGGAUGGGGAACCAGUAGGUGCUCCGGGUGGCUUCAGACUGGGCCGAUUUCAGGUGUCUGUGGCAGCUGACGAGUCUUCCCUGCAGCCCCCCACCACCUCCUGUGACUCUUCCUCCUCGACUCUCUCCAGCCCAGAGAACACACUGAACAGAGCUCUGUCUCCUCUUGGGGAGCCAGGAGUAGACCAGAGGGACGGCCUCCCCAUCACUUCGCCUAGCCACGGGGCCUCUACCUCCCCGCCACCUACUUCCAUCGGCCGCUUCCAGGUCACCACCAGAGCCGACACCAAGGUGGGCCGCUUCUCGGUCAGCCGCGCCCCGGACGAACCCCUACCUCCACAGGCGUCACCAUCACCAGAUCCCCAGCUCAAGGCCCCUCCCUGUGUGGGCAAUGGCCCCGCCCCCAGCCCUGAAAGCAGGAGCCUGGCCAGCCUGAACAACUCCUUCAACUCCUACUUCAGCAGCGAUAAUGACUCCGAGUUUGAGGAUGAAGACUUCAAGCGAGAAGUCGGUAAACUGCGAGAGAAACACAUGAUGGAGAGUCAGGCCCUGUACACACGGCAGAAAGAGGAGAUCGAAGCCCUUUUUGCCCGGAUGGGGAAAGUCCCACCCACCACGGUGAACCCACCUGUACUGAACCCGGCAGGCCGCAGACGGCGACCCGCUAAGAGCAAAAGUAGCAAGUCCAGUCGUGGCAGCUCUCAGGGCAGCAAGAGCCCAGUGCAGCCUGCCAGCAGCACUUUAUCGGCGCAGAGCGCCCCAGCUGUGUACCCGGCCCAGCAGCCAUUCCUGGCCCCUGGGAACGUGGUGGACACAGGCAGCAACCCCAUGCUGCCGUCCUUCAAGGCCUCGCCCUCCAGUGACAACCUGUACUCUGCUUACACCAGCGACGCCACACUCUCUGCGCCCAGCCUCUGCGUCCUCACGCAAGGCUGUGUAAAGUUCAGCUGUGGGUCGGAGAGAGUGACCUUCAAACCAGGUGGCAGAAGGACCCGUUUUCUGAGUACGCCGUGCUUGGCUCUUUGGAAGAUGGUGAAAAAAGUGUGUCCCUGCAACCAGCUCUGUAGGACGAGCAGCACCAACACAGUGAGUGGACCUGGGUUGGGCCAGUGCCAGACUCAAACCCAACCGCCCACCACAGCACCACAGAGUCGCAAGGGCACGUUCACAGACGAUCUGCACAAGUUGGUGGACAACUGGGCCAGGGAUGCCAUGAACCUGUCCCAUGGCAAGAGAGGAUCCAAACCCCAACAGCAGGGCCCAUCUCAGGGCCACAGCUUUGACAUGAUCCCUCCUACCAGCAUAGGCCGGAAGUUCUCCGCUCCAGGCCAGCUGUGUCCCAGCGUCACAUCAUCUCUGAGCAGCCACACGUCUGUGCCCAACACCCCCGCUACCUCUCUGGCACCUCGUAAGGGAUCCCUGUGCCCUCCGCUUCAGUACGGCUACCCCUCCACGCCUUACAGUGGCCCAUGGGUUGGCGGCUCAGCUGUGCACACCCAGGCGGUGGGUCUGCUGACAGCCUCGCAGCCCCUGGGCCAGUUCCCCCCGAAUCCAGCCGCCCUGCCUGCCUUCCACCUCAGCACUUUGCAAAAGUCAGUCAGCAAUCCGGGAGGGCCCAACCUAAGGACCACGUAGGGGCGGCCUUAGCCAGUGCUAGGCGUCCGUGAGUCUGGGCUGGUGGGGUGGGUGCUUAGAGGUGAGUGCAGCGAGAGAGGAGGACAGAGAUGUGCAGACCAGUAGUGACCUGAGCGUGCGCUUGGGUACAUGGGUUGGUCUGUCUUGCAGCUGUGCAGACUCUGACUUCUAAAAGGGGCUAGCACAAGAGUUUAAGAGAGACUGGAGAGAGGAGAGCCAAUGUGAGAGUUUGUCUAAGGAGAGGUCAGGGGUUAUAUAUAUAUAUAUACACACCCACACACCCACACACACACAAACACUUGCUUCUCCCUCCUAGGGACUUCUGAUCACUCCUGCAUUCUGACAGACA